Molecule: messenger RNA, 282 nt
Organism: Rotaria sordida
Lineage: Eukaryota; Metazoa; Rotifera; Eurotatoria; Philodinida; Philodinidae
Source: the annotation of a GenBank genome assembly
AUGAAUGGCCUUCGACCAUUGGAUGAAGAAGAUAUAGAAAUUUGGGACAUGUACAAAGAAGCUUUAGAAAAGAAAAUUCGAGAUCAAUUUAAUUUAUCUGAAAAUGAUACACUCACACCGAUUCAAGUAGCUACACAGAUUGUUGAAUUAUCCGAUAAAACAUAUGUGACAGCUCGUGUUUGGCAUGUUCCAUGGCAAAAUGAUAUGCAUGGUAAUGAAGACCAUGUUGCUGUGCAUGAAAAACUUUCUGAAGAUCCAAAUGAAGAUCUUGGUCAUUUUUAA